Cervus elaphus (red deer) is the source of this 711-nucleotide messenger RNA. RefSeq lists its product as uncharacterized. The record is from RefSeq and is a predicted model, not a curated record. The transcript has a single exon. Lineage: Eukaryota; Metazoa; Chordata; Mammalia; Artiodactyla; Cervidae. The coding region runs from base 103 to 531 and encodes 142 amino acids.
GCCCAACUUAGGGUUUUCAGGAAACAUGGAAGCGGCGGCGAUAGUUGGAGUCUAAACCCUGUUGUGACGGUCUCCGGGUGCCCUGUGAGAGAAAAGGGGAGGAUGCCACUGGAAUCAUCUUCCACUUCAAGGCCGCUAUCCUUCCCUUCUCCCUUACCCCCAGUACCAGACAAUAUUUCAAACUCUUCUCCUCCCCCAAUGUCUUACAUCACUUCCCAGGAGAUGAAGUGUAUUCUUCACUGGUUUGCCAGCUGGUCAGGUCCUCAGCAUGAACGUUUCCUUCGGGACCUGGUAGCUAAGGCAGUACCGGGAAAAUUACAGCCAUUGCUGGAAAGCCUGGAGCAGCUUAGUGUGUCUGGGGCAAACCGACCACCUUGUAUCUUUGAGUGCCAGCUACAUCUUUGGGAUCAGUGGUUUCGAGGUUGGGCUGAGCAGGAAUGCAAUGAAUUUGUCAGGCAGCUGGAGGUCAGUGAGCCAGACUUUGUGGCAAAGUUUUACCAAGCAGUGGCUGCUACAGCUGGUAAAGAAUGACAUUAAAAAUCAAAGAAAAAAAAAAAAAGACAAUAGCCAGAGCUAAUGCAGCCAUGGCCACAACUUUACCGUGAGGACAUCGAAUGUAUCACUCAAAGAUUUGGAGAUGGUGUCCCGAUCAGCUGCCUGAAACUAUCUGACAAGCAUAGGCCUGGUGAUUUCAACAGCCUGUCAACUGGA